Molecule: messenger RNA, 6618 nt
Organism: Brienomyrus brachyistius
Lineage: Eukaryota; Metazoa; Chordata; Actinopteri; Osteoglossiformes; Mormyridae
Gene: kif16ba
Product: kinesin family member 16Ba
Exons: 28
Coding region: 83-3991 (1302 amino acids)
Biological process (GO): microtubule-based movement
Molecular function (GO): phosphatidylinositol binding; ATP binding; microtubule binding
Source: RefSeq, a predicted model, not a curated record
UGGGCAGUGCUCCGGGAUUUCGGGCUGUCUGGGAAGCCGCUUCGUGAAGCAGGUGACGCUGACUGGACCUCAGGGAUGUGCGAUGGCAUCGGUGCGGGUCGCCGUCCGCGUCAGGCCCAUGAACAGGCGGGAAAAGGAUUUAUCCGCCAAAGUCAUCAUUCACAUGGAAGGGAACAAGACAUCUGUAACGAACAUAAAGAUUCCCGAAGGCUUGUCAGGAGAUUCCGUACGGGAACGGGUCAAGACCUUCACGUACGACUUCUCCUAUGAUUCCGGUGACGGAAGAAGCGCUACCUUUGUGUCCCAGGAGAAGGUCUUCAAGGACUUGGGCUCCGACGUCCUCAAGGCUGCUUUCGAGGGUUACAAUGCCUGCAUUUUCGCCUAUGGUCAGACAGGCUCUGGGAAGUCCUACACCAUGAUGGGAAACCCGGGUGACUUGGGCCUCAUCCCCCGGAUCUGCGAGGGCUUGUUCAGCCGCAUCUCCGACAUGAGCCGCUGGGACGAGGCCUCCUUCCGCACCGAGGUCAGUUACUUGGAGAUCUACAACGAGCGGGUUCGGGACCUUCUGCGGAGGAAGUCCACCAAGACGUUCAACCUGCGGGUUAGGGAACACCCCAAGGAUGGCCCCUACGUGGAGGACCUCUCGAAGCACCUGGUACAGAACUACGGUGACGUGGAAGAUCUGAUGGAGGCCGGCAACAUCAACCGCACCACGGCCAGCACAGGCAUGAAUGACGUCAGCAGCCGCUCGCACGCCAUCUUCACUAUCAACUUCACGCAGGCUAAGUUCGACGCAGAGAUGCCCUGCGAGACCGUGAGCAAGAUCCACCUGGUGGACCUGGCGGGCAGCGAGCGGGCGGAUGCCACAGGGGCCACUGGCGUCAGACUGAAGGAGGGCGGCAACAUCAACAAGUCCUUGGUCACUCUAGGCAAUGUCAUCUCGGCGCUGGCUGACCUUUCUCAGGACAGCAUUGGGGGCUCCGGUGGCAAGAAGAAGCAGGUGUUUGUGCCGUACCGAGACUCUGUGCUGACGUGGCUGUUGAAGGACAGCUUGGGUGGGAACUCCAAGACCAUAAUGAUUGCCACCAUCUCGCCCGCUGACGUGAACUACGGCGAGACGCUAAGCACGCUCCGCUACGCGAACCGGGCCAAGAAUAUCAUCAACAAGCCCACGAUCAACGAGGACAGCAACGUGAAGCUGAUCCGUGAGCUGAGGGCGGAGAUCGCCCGUCUGAAGGCGCUGCUCGCCCAGGGCAACCAGAUUGCGCUGCUGGACUCGCCCACGGCCCUCAGCAUGGAGGAGAAGCUUCAUCAGAACGAGGCCAGAGUCAUUGAACUAACCAAGGAAUGGACGAACAAAUGGAAUGAAACCCAGAACAUACUGAAGGAGGAGACACUUGCUUUAAGAAAGGAGGGUAUCGGGGUGGUCCUGGACUCUGAAUUGCCUCACUUAAUUGGCAUCGAUGAUGACCUUCUCAGUACUGGAAUCAUCCUGUAUCAUCUGAAGGAAGGAAGGACCUAUGUUGGCCGUGAAGAUGCCACGACGGAGCAGGACAUUGUUCUUCACGGCCUGGACCUGGAGAGCGAACAUUGCGUCUUCGAGAACCUCGACGGCACCGUGACCCUGGUCCCGCUGGAUGGAGCCCAGUGUUCCGUUAAUGGGGUGCAGGCUGUAGAACCCUGCCAGCUGAACCAAGGUGCUGUCAUAUUACUGGGUCGGACCAACAUGUUCCGGUUUAAUCACCCCACGGAGGCUGCGGAGCUCCGGGAGAAGAGGAAGAGCGGGCUCCUGUCCACCCUCAGCCUGUCCAUGACGGACCUCUCUAAGUCCUGCGAGAACCUGUCAGCGGUCAUGCUCUACAACCCGGGACUCUUCGGCGUAAAGGGGCCCGUCUGUCUCAGGCUGGAAUUCGAAAGGCAGCAGCGCGAGGAGCUGGAGAAACUGGAGAAUAAACGGCGUUUGAUUAAGGAGAUGGAGGAGAAGCAGAGGUGCGAGAAGGCGGAGCUGGAGCGCAUCCAGCAGGAGGUGGAGUCCCAGCGCAAGGAGUCGGAGCAGGUGCAGCUGCGCAUCCGCUGGCAAGAGGAGAGCCUGAUGCGUCGCAGCCGCGACAUCGAGAGCCGGCUGCGUGACCUCCUGGCCGAGAAGGAGCGCUUCGAGGAGGAGCGUCUGAGCCGCGCCCAGGAGGAGCAGGACCGGCUGCAUGAGGCCCACCACAAGGAGCGUGCUGAGAAGACCGAGAUCUUCCGCGAGCUGGAGAAGCUGCGGCGGGAACGUGAUGAGCAGGCCAUGCGAAUGGAGGCGGAGAAGCGGCGGCUAGAGGAACAGGAGCUGGAACAGCGCCGCCUGGUGGGCCGGCUGGAGGAGCAGCUACGUGAGAAGCAGGAGAGCAUGGGUCUCUUGCGCAUGGAUGACGUGCAGAGGGCCGAGGACGAGCGUGCUGUCCUGGAGGGCAUUAGGGGUGCCCUGCUGGAGGCCAAGGAGGCGCGGCCCGAUGGCAGUGAGGAGCACCCAGAGGUGCGGAUUGCCAAGGCCCACUACGUGGACUUCAAGGUGGCGCAGCUCGCACAGCUGGAGCGACUCCGGGCUGGGCUUCUGCGGCAAAAGGAGCGUCUGGAAAUGGACGUGCAGAGCGAGCGGAAGGCCCUGGGUGUGCUCCUCCAUGCCCACGAGGAGCACCAAAGGCAGAAGGCAGGUGCCCAGGAUGUGGCCAGGCUGGCGCAGGAGAAGGAGCGCAUCUGGCAAGCGGAUCAGUGGCUCCGCUACAAGGAGCGGCAGCUGGAGCGCCUGACACAGACACGGCUGCCCGCCUUGGAGGAGGAGCGUCGCUCCGUGGCGGAGAUCUUGGAGCGGGGCCCUCCGGGCCUGGACAACGCCCUCUACCAGGUAGAGAAGGAGCUGGAGGAGAAGGAGGAGCAGCUGUCGCUGUACCUGGCCAGCGCCGACCAGCUGCAGCAGCUGCGGGAGACCUACGAGUUCACAGCCAACGUGGCCCGGCAGGAGGAGAAGGUGCGCCGCAAGGAAAAGGAGAUCCUGGAGUGCCGCGAGAAGCAGCAGCGCGAGGCCCUGCAGGAGGCGGUGGCGCGCCUCGAGCGACGGCACUCCGCCCUGCAGCUCAGCUCCACCCUGGAGCUGGAGCUGGAGGAACAGAAACGCAAGCUUUCCGGCCUGGACCUUUCCAACAGCCAGGCGGGGCUUCAGGCCAACUUGGAGGCGGAGCACAGGACCAUAGAGCUGGACAGGGAGAGGCUAGAGAGAGAGAUCCAGCAGCUGAAACAGAGGAUCCGGGAGAGCGAGGGCAGCCCACGGAGCCGGCACAGCAGCGGGGACGAGAAGGCGGGUCUGGGUACAUCCCCCGUCAGCCCCGUGAGGCCUGGCAUGCUGCCCAUCGCCGACGACAGGAUCAGCGCGUACAUUGAGGAGGAGGUACAGAGGAGGCUGCACAAGAUGAAUCUCUUCAAUGAUGGGGCCAGCAUCGAGCUCUCGCUCCCCUGCGAGGCGCUGAAGGGGGGACAAGCAUCUAAUAGUGAGUGUAGCUCCCUUAAAGAGGCAGAUGAGGAAGAGGAGAAACCUCAAAACGGGAUUGAUCUGCGUAAGCUGAAGUAUGAGCGCCUCAUUUCCCGCUCUCUCGGACCCUGCCGAGUGGAUAUGAAGAACCCGGUGAAGAUCAGCAUUCCUCGCUAUGUUCUGCGCGGUCAAGGCAAAGAUGAGCACUAUGAGUUCGAGGUCAAGAUCACAGUCCUGGACGAGACGUGGGCGGUGUUCAGGAGAUACAGCCGCUUUCGGGAAAUGCACAAGACCCUGAAGAUGAAAUAUCCUGAGCUGAGCUCCCUGGAGUUCCCACCGAAGAAGUUGUUCGGAAACCGGGACGAAAGAAUGGUCGCUGAGCGGAGGGGGUCACCUGGAGAGAUACCUGAAGAACUUCUUCCAGGUGAUGCUGGACUCAAGGGACUCCCCGCUGCACGCGGAGCGCUCCGGCUUCCGGCUGUCUAAGCACGCCAUCUGCGAGUUCUCCCCAUUCUUCAGGAAGGGCGUGUUCGACUACAGUAGCCAUGGUACAGGCUGAGGGCAAGGGCGGUGGACUUUCAGGCGAGUGUUUCUGCACAGCCUUGCUCAGCUUACCGCAGCUUGACACAUAGGAGUCCGGAUCAUGUGCCUGAAACCAGGUUCCAUGCUGAUCCGGAACUGUUCCGAGUGUUUUCAAAGAGAGAACGGGCAGCCGACACCCUCCCAAGAAAACAGACAAAUAAAGCAUUAUCCUGUUAAAUCUUCUUGAUGCAUUAUGUCCACCACUGUACAUUGGGCUGUGGUUUUUUUCCUACAGUGUUUCGCUGUAGCUAACGGGGGUAUCUUUGAGCUGUUUUUUCGUCGCUCUCUCACUUCCCCUUCUCCGUAGACCACGGCAAGGUCCCCCGCCUCCGGGUUCGGUCAGACGCGACCAACCUCAGAAACAAAGGCGAAAGUUUAGCCUCCCACCUCCUGGCACCGCCUCAGGACUGCUGUCUUUUCAAUUUCUGUGGGCCAAUAAAUUAAUAUCAAAAUGAGCCUGAAACUGGUAAUUGAGUUUUGAAGGCAUCCAAGAGGAACCGACCAGAGUCUGCAAAGCAACAGAACUUUCUACCCAAGUUAAUCAUCCGUAGUUUUCAAUUACGCCUAACCCUUCUGUGAGUCUACGUGCAUUUUCAAGUAUCUGGCUGAGGUAGCGCAUUCAAACAACAUCCAUGGCAGUGUUUUUCAUUUGGGUCUCGUCCCCAGUGGCCUUAUGCCACGUAGUAUGCCUUGGACCUCAUCUUCUUGUACCCGUUGCUGCGGCAACCACCCGCAAAGGUGACAGCGGAAUGGUGAAAAGGUAGAGGCUAUCGGAUACUCUUCGGGCCAUUAAGCUUAGCAUUAAAUCAGCGCCGCACUGUUUUGAGGAACAGGUGUGCCAUAACCUUUGUUAUGACCCCCCCCCCCCCCAUUAAACAUUGAACGUGAAGGUGGGCCGGGACAGUUACUGUCUUUAUUUCAGUUAAAUAAAGAUGAAUCUCCAGGGCUUGACAAGCAGGGAAGCAGGAAAAGGGUGCCGCAGUUUUAUGGGAGAUGUGAAAAUCCAGAAGAUACAGAUAGAGGAUCUCCGUGCACUAUUGAAGCUGCACCUUAUUGUGGAGUCCGUCACAAAGACUCUUUGUACUCCGUGCUGCUAAAGGCUUCCUAUAUGAUUCCCAGGCAACAAUGUUUCUGUCAGUCUCUGCGAUUUGUUUAGAAUAGAUUAGCAUAUUCUUGCCGAGUGCCACGUACCGAAACAAUGCAUUAAAGCGCUACCGAGGCAUCUAUUAAUUUCCAGUAAAAGCUGCGCGACUUUCAAGAAUUGUUAAUUUUUCAUUUUCCUUCAUUGCACAUUCAGUUUAGGCUGCAUGUUCAAAAAUAAACACGGAAUUGAAAUCUUUUCAGGAGAAACAGCAAUAAACAGAAGAAGCUCUUUAUCUGCCCCAUUUAAAUGUUUUAGGGUGAUAAUUAACAUUUAAAAAGAGCAUUAUAAGAGCAAAUUUAAAUGUUUCAUUUGGCUUAUCUGGUCCCAGGUGAUGGGUGGAUUCAUAAUAUAAUGUCCCACAAACUAAAAGCUUUGACAUAUUUCAAAAUGGGAUAUGAAAAAGGUGGAAUCAAAUGUGUCCGGAAAGACAAAAUGCCACCUCUCUGUGCUCCAUGGUAUAGUCACGGCACCGUCUGGCUGUGGCAUUUAAACCCUCAGGGUUUUUGUCACUUGUGGGCGGAGCUUUCUGCAGCUUGGCGAAGGUCAGCUGGCUUCCUUCAGAGCACGCCUUUAGGAGAUGCAGUUCCUGAUGAUGACUUACAGGAGUGGCGGUUCUGGCAGGGACCUGUUGCGGACUGGAAAAUCUCCUCGUCCCUCCCCACGCUGCGUCCAACUCUUGCUCAGGUCCACUUCGCAACUAAAGUCUUCCAGCGUAGGAACGCUAGCAGAAGACACACUGUGUCUCCUCAGGGACCCAGGUCCCCAAGCCUGGCCCAUUCACUGUGUAGGACUUCCCACUACUUAACACUCACUACUAAUUAAUGACCGACCUCAAACUGCACUCCAGCUUAUCUUGAGCUUACCUAUCCUGCCUUCUGGUUAAUGAUAUUGGCCAACUUCCUGAUUAUCUCUUGCAAGCCAUAGAAAACAUAAUGUAUCUAUGUAACCACAUUGUUAGCAAACAGCGAAAUGGUUGUAUUUACAUAUAAACACACGUGUAAUGAAUGUCACGAAGGGAAUGUAAAUCAGACAUUCAAAUCGACAUUUCCUCUAUUGUGUGUUGCCAUGUAUUUUGUUGCAUCCCAACAAGACGAAGGAGCCCACCAUUUUGUCUUUGUGACAAUCGGACUUUUCACUACUAUAUGAUUGUUCAUCGUGUUUUGAUGUCUCAGAGCGACUCUGAGCUGGAUUACAACGUUAAGCUGGUCUGUCUGUAGAUGACUAAUGUAUGUGAUGCAGGAAAUCGUUCAGAUCUUGUUUUGGGAGAAAUAUUGCAGUUUGUUUUGAGAGUCUUUCUCUCAUUGUGUUUAUAUUCUGUAUGUAUAAAAACCAGUCCAAGCUGAUUUUGAUUUUCAGUCACACUGGCUUAAUAAAUUGCUCACUUUGG